Molecule: messenger RNA, 4791 nt
Organism: Cebus imitator (Panamanian white-faced capuchin)
Lineage: Eukaryota; Metazoa; Chordata; Mammalia; Primates; Cebidae
Gene: GLS
Product: glutaminase
Exons: 18
Coding region: 296-2230 (644 amino acids)
Biological process (GO): L-glutamine catabolic process
Molecular function (GO): protein binding; glutaminase activity
Source: RefSeq, a predicted model, not a curated record
GGGUGUGUGAGCGCCCAAGGUCUCGAGCCCUCCCCUGCGCUUUAGCCUCAGUGCGGAGCCCUAGGCGGUGUGAGGAGGAUCGAUCGCGAGGAUCCUUGGGAGCAGCAGUAGCAGCAGCAGCAGCAGUAGUACCUGCAUCCGCUGCGGGAGUCGGAGCUGGAAACACACCCACGUCGCUGCCCUUUCCUCUUCUGUCAUCUCACCGCCCCGCCACAGACCGCGUUCCCGGAGGAAAGCGGCCGCCCACGCCCGGAGCAUCCUCCCCUGUCCAGGGGGCGCUGACUGACCCGGAGGCAUGAUGCGGCUGCGAGGCUCGGCGAUGCUGCGGGACCUGCUCUUGCGGUCGCCCGCCGGCGUUUGCGGGACUCUGAGGCGGGCACAGCCCCUGGUCACCCUGUGCCGGCGUCCCCGGGGCGGGGGACGGCCGGCUGCGGGCCCGGCGGCCGCCGCGCGACUCCACCCGUGGUGGGGCGGGGGCGGCUGGCAGGCGGGGUCCCUCGCGCGGGGCCUGUCCAGCUCUCCCUCGGAGAUCUUGCAGGAGCUGGGCAAGGGGAGCACGCAGCCGCAGCCCGGGGUGUCGCCACCCGCUGCCCCGGCGGCGCCCGGCCCCAAGGACGGCCCCGGGGAGACUGACGCGUUUGGCAACAGCGAGAGCAAAGAGGUGGUGGCCUCAGGUGAAAAUAAAAUAAAACAGGGUCUGUUACCUAGCUUGGAAGAUUUGCUGUUCUAUACAAUUGCGGAAGGACAAGAGAAAAUACCUGUUCAUAAAUUUAUUACAGCACUCAAAUCUACAGGAUUGCGAACGUCUGAUCCCAGGUUGAAAGAGUGUAUGGAUAUGUUAAGAUUAACUCUUCAAACAACAUCAGAUGGUGUCAUGCUAGACAAAGAUCUUUUUAAAAAUGCUUUCUGUGGGCAUUAUUUUAUUGUAUCUGUGAAUGAAGUUGUUAGAGUAAUGGUUGCAGAUUAUAUUCCUCAACUGGCCAAAUUCAGUCCUGAUUUGUGGGGUGUGUCUGUUUGUACAGUAGAUGGACAGAGGCAUUCCACUGGAGAUACCAAAGUUCCCUUCUGUCUGCAGUCCUGUGUAAAACCUUUGAAAUAUGCCAUUGCUGUUAAUGAUCUUGGAACUGAGUAUGUGCAUCGAUAUGUUGGAAAAGAGCCUAGUGGACUAAGAUUCAACAAACUAUUUUUGAAUGAAGACGAUAAACCACAUAAUCCUAUGGUAAAUGCAGGAGCAAUUGUUGUGACUUCAUUAAUAAAGCAAGGAGUAAAUAAUGCUGAGAAAUUUGACUAUGUCAUGCAGUUUUUGAAUAAGAUGGCGGGUAAUGAAUAUGUUGGAUUCAGUAAUGCAACGUUUCAGUCUGAAAGAGAAAGUGGAGAUCGAAAUUUUGCAAUAGGAUAUUACUUAAAAGAAAAGAAGUGUUUUCCAGAAGGCACUGACAUGGUUGGUAUAUUAGACUUCUACUUCCAGCUGUGUUCCAUUGAAGUGACUUGUGAAUCAGCCAGUGUGAUGGCUGCAACACUGGCUAAUGGUGGUUUCUGCCCAAUUACUGGUGAAAGAGUACUGAGCCCUGAAGCAGUUCGAAAUACAUUGAGUUUGAUGCAUUCCUGUGGCAUGUAUGACUUCUCAGGGCAGUUUGCUUUCCAUGUCGGUCUUCCUGCAAAAUCUGGAGUUGCUGGGGGCAUUCUUUUAGUUGUCCCCAAUGUUAUGGGUAUGAUGUGCUGGUCUCCUCCUCUGGAUAAGAUGGGCAACAGUGUUAAGGGAAUUCACUUUUGUCACGACCUUGUUUCUCUGUGUAAUUUCCAUAACUAUGAUAAUUUGAGACACUUUGCAAAAAAACUUGAUCCUCGAAGAGAAGGUGGUGAUCAAAGGGUAAAGUCAGUGAUAAAUCUUUUGUUUGCUGCGUAUACUGGAGAUGUGUCUGCACUUCGAAGAUUUGCUUUGUCGGCUAUGGACAUGGAACAGCGGGACUAUGAUUCCAGAACAGCACUCCAUGUAGCUGCUGCAGAGGGUCAUGUUGAAGUUGUUAAAUUUUUGCUGGAAGCCUGCAAAGUAAACCCUUUCCCCAAGGACAGGUGGAACAACACUCCCAUGGAUGAAGCACUGCACUUUGGACAUCAUGAUGUAUUUAAAAUUCUCCAAGAAUACCAAGUCCAGUACACACCUCAAGGAGAUUCUGACAACGGGAAGGAGAAUCAAACCGUCCAUAAGAAUCUUGAUGGAUUGUUGUAAUGGUCUUAAAUCCCAAGAUUUAAAUCACUUACCUAUUUAAUUGUGGAAAAUGAUUAUGAAGAACAUGUGUAUUUCUAUCUGGUAGUGAUGUACAUUUUACAUUUGUCAUUUCAGUGUUACUGGAGUUUUCUUCAUUGUGCGCACAGGACAAAUCUGAUCUCUUUGGGAAAAAAUAGAAAUAAAACAAUCUCCCUCCAUAAUGUGAGCAAUAUUACCUCGUGCAUUGUAUAAUUUGAUGUAAAAGAAAUAGUUACCAAUGCUAGCUUAAUUGUGUGGUCUUCCAUGAUUUGUGUUUUGUGAAUUUUCAGUUUAUGGUGAUGAUCUGCUGAUAUGCAUUUAUAAAUUAAGCUCUGUUGUACAGUCGUUCAAAUGGGUCAAGUUUGCCUUUAGAAGCAAAUAGUGUGAUUUUCAAGACUUCAAAUACAGAUUUAGUUUGAGUGUUUGAACAACUACAUGCACUUAUGGUUGUGUGUUUAAAGUGUCUCUCUCUCUCACCCUAGCUUCACGAUGUGACUCUUAAAAAACUAUAAUAGUUAACAACUGUUAAUAAGAUACCAAUUCUGAUUAGACUUUAUCAGGGAAUCUGUUUAAGAUGUUUGGUGACCAAAACAUAUGUGUGAAUGUAGUUAUAAUACUUUAAAAAAAUUUUCCUUUUUCUAUAUCCCCUUAGUCCAGCCUCUCUUCUCAGACAUUAAGCUAUCUGCCUCUUUCCUUUAGCUGGGAAAGUGAGUGCUGGCAUACUAUGCAGUUUUCAUGUUUUCCAUAGUAAGUCCAAAAAUGCCUCCUAUUUCUGGCAUCAGAACUUUGCCAUUUGUCUACAAAAGAACCAGAGACAAAAUUACUAAGUAUAAAUUAGUCAAAUUUAUCAGUUUAAAAAAUGAAGGGAUGUGCAACUGCAGAUCUUUAAGAUUUUUUUUUUUUUUUUUUUUUAGCUUCUAGGGUAAAUAUAAAUUCAGAAAUAUUCUAAGCUACCAAAGUUAUCCUGAUAGUAUGGGAACUGCUACAACUAAUGUUUGUUUCCAAGCCUGUCAUUAAGAGUCUGCAUCAAGAGAUUUGUCCUCCUUGGGGGACUACUGGAUCAUUCCAGAUUUCUUGUGAUUCUCUAUUGUGUAAUUCUUGGUGGGCUCUGUAGUUUAAUAAGAAAAAGGGCCAUUUCAUUUUAAAUUGUGACCUAUAAUUUCUUUGUCUUGGGUUGGUAAUUCAGGAUUCAUUUGGAAAGUAAGUAAAAUGGGCUUCAAAAAACUGAAAGAACAGGAUUUUCUAGGAAUUGCACAUACAUUUCAUCCUGUCAUACUUCAAGGAGAUAAAGUGGCAUGUUAGUGAGGACUUCUGAUAUUAAGCACACACACAUGCACACAAAUGGACUUCUUUGAAGCUGUGUUUAGUGAAAUGAGCAGAAUUCUCAAGUACAUGAAUGCUAGUCAUUACACAUACAGCAAUUUCCUUUUUUUUUUUUUUUUCUGUGAGCAGACACUGCUGCUUCCAAGCUUUACCAAGAUUGAUGGCACCUUACUCCAGCAGCCUCCAGGUGCUUUCAUUUUACUUCCAGUCUAAGCCAGUGGCUAUAGCUACUGCCCUCCCAUUACCUAGAUGGCACCUCCUUUGGUGAAACCACGGCCAGUGUUCCUUAGCUGCACCAGGCAUGAAGCUGUUCCCAUGCUUGAGCUUUCGUGGGGAGGAUGGUGGGUAAGCAGUUGCCUACCCCAUGGAUCUAGCAAGCCGUGAAGACAGGUAGCAUUUUUAAGAUGCGGCACAGGAGCAGCAUUAUCCCCAAAGAUAUUACAGGGUAGACAUGUUUUAAUUGAAAUCAACUGAGAUAACUUUGCUCAAAUAGGAGCCUGCUUUGUGUGAUUAAAAUGAAACAUUAAGACAGUUCAAUUGUGUGACUUGAAGAUUACCAAUGAUUUUGAGGUUUUUCUAUAAUAAAAAGAGGUUCUAACCAUUAUUUGGGAACAAGGAGAGUUUUCAUCUUUUUUCAGAUCAAAAUUGUCUGUAAAAUCUUUUUUGUUUAAUUAAAUGUGCCCUUAUUUACUCCUGAUGUUAUUUAUGACUAUGCGCCGAUUUCUGCUUGGGCUGUUUGCUGUUGGCUGGUAAUAAUACAUUUGUUUUAAAUGCUGUUGACUGUGCUAUUAACUGCUGCCGUCAGUAAACUCCAAAGAUCUUUUUGUUUUGGCUUUAGUAUCAUACGUGCUUUUUCUGUAUCAUGAGAGCUGUAUAUGGUCAUGUUAAUUUAAAGCUUUAUAUACUUUGUUGUUUUUGCUGGUCUCAUCUUUGGUAAUAUGCUAUACCCCACUGCUGCCCGACACUGCCCUUUAGCUGCAGAGCUGGAUUAGCUAUUGACCAUUUGAUGCUGUUGUCUGUCUGGCAGGGACUGAAUGACCUGAUGUCAGAUUUAGAUUCUUCCUGGGGAUUACACAGCUAUGAAUGUAUUUGCUUCUAAAACCUCCCAAAGUGAAUCUAAUCUUAACACUACGAGUUGUAAGUAUUCUGAAAUUGGGAAACAUUUAUUUUAAAUGCAAUCAGGUAGUGUUGCUUUUUACAGCAUAAUAAAUAUAUGUAUC